CCACCCCCAGCCUCCCCCCGCAGAUAUACAAGGGCGGGCCGCAGUCGCAGCACACCGCCUGUACACCCAUCCUCCUAGUUAACCAUCUGCUCAGUCUCCAGCUCCAGCCCUGCCUCCUCCUCCUCCUCCAGAUGUUUUCCGCUCUCUGAUUGACGCAGCACCAUCUUCCAGACUCCAGCUCGUCCAUCCCCAGUAAACUCGGUCCGAGCAUCUCUCGAAUCGCUCGCUACAGGGGCGGAUUCGACACGCAUGGAUGCGCUACGAGAUGCUGUUCGCUGAUGGAACAGAUGGAGAAGAAAAAUAAAUAACAGGAAACAUCGGAUGACGCCCACAUAUUUUUUGUAACAUUAUAAGCAGCCGCGGUCGUCGAGUCUGGGCGUUUAGGUGCUUGGUGUCGCGUGGUUGAGCCGGCCUCUUACAGAUCGACAGACAGUCUUCUUGCAGUAGCAGCAUCGUCAACCCUUACCCCCCCCACCCACUGGCACCAUGGCUACGGCCUCUGUCAAGGUGGCGGUGAGGGUCCGACCCUUCAACUCCAGAGAAAUGGGGAAGGACAGCAAGUGCAUCAUCCAGAUGUCGGGGAACACCACCAGUGAGUUGAAACCCCAACAGCCUAAAGAGAACAAAAGCUAAUUUGACUACUCUUACUGGUCACACACCACGCCAGAGGACAGCAACUUUGCGUCCCAGGUUCAGGUGUACAGGGACAUCGGGGAGGAGAAUGCUGCUCCACGCCUUCGAGGCUACAACGUCUGCAUCUUCGCCUACGGACAAACCGGAUCGGGGAAGAGCUACACCAUGAUGGGCCGACAGGAGAAGGACCCAGAUAGGAAUCAUUCCUCUGGUGCGCACCGUCAAACCUGUGCUGACCCGUUCACCAAGUUCAGCGACACCAACAAUGACAACAGCAAGUCCUAUUCGGUGGAGGUGAGUUACAUGGAGAUCUACUGCGAGCGCGUUCGCGACCUGCUGAACCCCAAGAACAAGGGGAACCUGCGGGUCCGCGAGCACCCUCUGAUGGGACCCUACGUGGAGGACCUGUCCAAGCUGGCCGUCACCUCCUACAACGACAUCCAGGACCUCAUGGACUCCGGCAACAAGGCCAGGACGGUGGCCGCCACCAACAUGAACGAGACCAGCAGCCGUUCUCACGCCGUCUUCAACAUCAUCUUCACCCAGAAGAAGCACGACAUGGACUCAGAGAACACCUCCGAGAAGGUCAGUAAGAUUAGCCUGGUGGAUCUGGCUGGCAGCGAAAGGGCUGACUCCACGGGGGCCAAGGGCACCAGACUGAAGGAGGGAGCAAAUAUCAACAAAUCUCUGACCACACUGGGGAAAGUCAUCUCCGCUUUAGCCGAAGUGGACUCAGCACCAAACAAGAACAAGAAAAAGAAGAAAGUGGAGAAUCAUAUUCCAUACCGAGACUCGGUUCUUACAUGGCUGCUGAGAGAAAACCUGGGGGGGAACUCCCGUACGGCCAUGGUGGCGGCCCUCAGCCCGGCAGACAUCAACUACGACGAGACCCUCAGCACACUCAGAUACGCCGACCGCGCCAAGCAGAUCCGCUGCAACGCCGUGAUCAACGAGGAUCCCAACAACCGACUGGUGAGGGAGCUGAAGGAGGAGGUGUCCCGCCUCAAGGAGCUGCUGUUCUCCCAGGGCCUGGGGGACAUCAUCGAGACGUAUCGAUCCACCGACCCUGUCAUCACUGGUUUGAAAUACCUGUGCGAUUACAAAAACACAGUGAAUAAUCGCCAGGCUGGCCAUCAAAGGGGUGAUCUCUCCACAGUAACCCACGCCAUGACUGGGAUGAGCCCCUCCCCCUCCCUCUCCGCCCUGUCCAGCCGGGCCGCCUCCAUCAGUAACCUCCACGACCGCAUCUUCAGCCCCGCCAGCGAGGAGGCCAUCGAGAGGCUCAAGGAAACAGAGAAAAUCAUCGCAGAGCUGAACGUGACGUGGGAGGAAAAGCUGCGACGCACUGAGUCCAUCCGCAUGGAGAGAGAGGCCCUGCUUGCUGAGAUGGGCGUGGCCAUGAGGGAAGAUGGGGGCACCGUAGGCGUCUUCUCCCCGAAAAAGACUCCUCAUUUGGUGAACCUCAACGAAGACCCACUGAUGUCUGAGUGUCUCCUGUAUUACAUCAAAGACGGCGUCACCAAGGUUGGCCGGGACGACGCCAAGACCCGUCAAGACAUUGUCCUCAGCGGCCAUUUCAUCCAGGAUGAACACUGCACGUUCAGCAGCAGCACAGGGCCCCAGGGAGAAGGAAAUGUCAUCCUGGACCCGUGUGAAGGCGCAGAGACCUAUGUCAACGGCAAGAGAGUGACCACCCCCAUUGUGUUAAAGUCUGGGAACCGCAUCAUCAUGGGUAAGAGCCACGUGUUCCGCUUCAACGACCCGGAGCAGGCCCGCAUGGAGCGGGAGAGGACCCCGUGCGCGGAGACCCCCGUGGAGCCCGUGGACUGGGCGUUCGCUCAGAGGGAGCUGCUGGACAAACAGGGGAUCGACAUGAAGCAGGAGAUGGAGCAGAGACUGCAGGAGCUUGAGGACCAGUACCGCAAGGAGAGGGAAGAGGCCAGCAAUCUGCUUGAGCAGCAGCGACUGGACUAUGAGAGCAAACUGGAGGCUCUUCAGAAACAAGUGGACUCCCGCUGUCUGGAGUCCCCCGAGGAGGAAGAGGAGCCAGAGGAGGAAGUGCCGUGGACUCCACGCGAGACUGAGCUCGCUUUGUGGGCCUUCCGGAAGUGGCGCUUCUACCAGUUCACCUCGCUCCGCGACCUGCUCUGGGGAAACGCCAUCUUCCUCAAGGAGGCCAACGCAAUCAGCGUGGAGCUCAAGAAGAAGGUCCAGUUCCAGUUUGUGCUGCUGACCGACACCCUGUACUCCCCGCUGCCCCCCGACCUGCUGCCCGCCAGCGCGGCAAAGGAGAGGGAGAGGAGGCCCUUCCCCAAGACCAUCGUCGCAGUCGAGGUCCAAGACCAGAAGAAUGGAGCCACACACUACUGGACUCUGGAGAAACUCAGGCAGAGGCUUGACCUGAUGAGGGAGAUGUAUGACCGAGCUGCGGACGUGCCCAACAGUGGCGUGGAGGAGUGCGACCCCGCCCUGACCGGGGGAGACCCCUUCUACGACCGCUUCCCCUGGUUCCGUCUGGUGGGCAGGGCCUUUGUGUACCUCAGUAACCUGCUGUACCCGGUGCCGCUGGUGCAUCGCGUGGCCAUCGUGAGCGAGAAGGGAGAGGUGAAGGGGUUCCUCAGGGUGGCCGUCCAAGCCAUCUCAGCCGACGAAGAGGCCCCAGACUACGGCUCGGGCGUGAGGCAGUCCGGCACUGCCAAGAUAUCCUUCGAGGACCAGCAGUUUGAGAAGUUCCAGACGGAGACGUGCCCGGGGGGUCUGCCCUACUCCCACAGCUCCCAGGAGGAGCUGCGCAUCGUAGAGGGCCAGGGACCGUCCUCCGAGGUGGGCAUCUCUGCCGACGAGGUCAACAACAACACCUGCUCAGCUACCCCAGAGCCCCCCCUCAGCCCCCUGAAGGGUCUGGGGCUGGGUCCGGGCCUGGACGCCCUGGAGCUGUCCCAGGAGAAGGCCCUGAGCCACCUGAAGGUGGGGAGCACCUUCACCUUCAGGGUGACGGUCCUCCAGGCCUCCAGCAUCUCUGCAGAGUACGCCGACAUCUUCUGCCAGUUCAACUUCAUCCACCGCCAUGACGAGGCGUUCUCCACAGAGCCACUGAAGAACACUGGGAGGGGACCUCCGCUAGGGUUCUACCACGUUCAGAAUAUCACAGUGGAGGUGACCAAGUGGUUCCUGGAGUACAUCAAGACGCAGCCCAUCGUGUUUGAGGUCUUCGGACACUAUCAGAAACAACCGUUCCCCCCCCUCUGCAAAGACAUGAUCAGUCCCCUGAGACCAUCCAGGAGACAGUUCCCCAGGGUGAUGCCCUUGUCCAAACCAGUGCCGGCCACCAAGCUCAGCACUCUGAAACGUUCCACCGCCGGGCCCUGCCACUCCAAGUACGACCUCAUGGCCUUCUUCGAGAUCUGUGAGCUGGAGGCCAACGGAGACUACAUCCCCUCUGUGGUGGACCAUCGAGGUGGCAUGCCCUGCCACGGGACCUUCCUCUUGCACCAGGGAAUUCAAAGGAGGAUUACCGUUACCAUAGCGCACGAAACAGGAAACGAUAUUGAGUGGAAGGAAGUGAAGGAGCUUGUUGUCGGUCGCAUCAGAAACACCCCAGAAGCAGAUGAGACUAUCAUAGACCCCAACAUCCUCUCCCUCAACAUCCUCUCCUCUGGAUACUACUGGCCCAAGCACGACGACAAUGUCUCCUUGGGAGUUGACCAUAGGACCUUCUACCGGUUUGAGGCGGCCUGGGACAGCUCCAUGCACAACUCUCUGCUUCUGAACCGAGUCACCCCAUACGGAGAGAAGAUCUACAUCACACUCUCAGCUUACCUGGAGAUGGAGAACUGCACGCAGCCAACCGUGAUCACCAAGGACUUCUGCGUGGUGUUCUACUCCCGCGACGCCAAGCUGCCCGCCCCGCGCUCCAUCAGGAACCUGUUCAGCACCGGAUGCCUCCGGCCCUCAGAGAGCAACCGGGUCACGGGGGUCUACGAGGUGACGCUCUGCCACGUGGCAGAUAAUGGAAGUCCAGGCAUGCAGCGGCGGCGUCGGCGCGUGCUGGACACGUCGGUGGCGUACGUCCGCGGCGAGGAGAACCUGGCCGGGUGGCGGCCGCGCAGCGACAGCCUCAUCCUGGACCACCAGUGGGAGCUGGAGAAGCUCAGCCUUCUGCAGGAGGUGGAGAAGACCCGGCACUACCUGCUGCUAAGGGAGAAGCUGGAGGCCACGCUGCAGGCGGGCCAAGAGGCGCUCUACAAGACCAGCGACGCCAGCCAGCUCAGCCCCGCCCUGAGCCCCGUGAUGAGCCCCACCGUGGCCGGCCCCCCGGCCCCACAGAGCCCCGCCCCCUUCAGCCUGGCCCCCCUCAGCCCCGUCCCUCUCAGCCCCAACCAGCGGCAGAGGGAGCUGGCUGCCAAGUGUCUGCGUCUGCUCAUGCACACCUUCAACAGGGAGUACAGCCAGGUGAGCAGCAGUGCCAGUGAGAGCAAGCUGUCUGAGAUGUCGGCGUCUCUCAUGAGCUCCACUUGCUCGGGCCUGAGCACACUCACCCCGUCCUCCACCUGCCCCUCAUUGGUCGAGGGGAACUAUGACAUCAGACAUACUGAGCCCGGUUCAGGGGCCUCUACUCCAGACCUGGACCCCUUCAGCCCGGUGGACAAGAGGAAGGCCCUGCGAGGAUGCACGUUUGUUCCAGACAUCCAAGAGAUCCGCGUCAGCCCCAUCGUAUCCAAGAAGGGCUACCUCCACUUCCUGGAGCCGCACUCCAACGGCUGGGUGAAGCGCUACGUGGUGGUGCGCCGACCCUACGUCUACCUGUACCGCAGCGAGAGGGACAGCGUGGAGCGCGCCGUCAUCAACCUGUCGUCGGCUCAGGUGGAAUACAGCGAGGACAAGCAGACUCUGCUGAGGACCCCCAACACGUUUGCGGUGUGCACGGAGCACCGGGGCAUCCUGCUCCAGGCCAGCAACGACAAGGAGAUGCACGACUGGCUGUAUGCCUUUAACCCUCUGCUGGCUGGUACCAUCAGGUCUAAGCUAUCCAGGAGGAAGUCAGUCCAGUCGGCCAUCUUUUGAGCCGGACGACACUACAACGCAACAACACAACAAAACAAGCUUAAUUUACCUUCUGACCACCGUGUAAAUAGAUAUAAACAAACGUAUUCAUAGCCCGUUCAGAUAAUGCUCGGUGUAACCCCCCCCCCCCCCCCCCCCCCACCCGGUCACAAACAACUCUCCAGCACACACACCUGAAAAAAACGAAUCAUCCCAAAAUGGCCGCCUUUUUUACUCAUGUAUUAAUUUGUAUUUUGUUGCUGCCUUAGCGAGCCCUGCACGGUUUGUUCCCCUGCUGACCUCGCCCUAACCCUGCCCUGUAGAGACCACAGGAUAGACGCCUCGCACUAUUCCCCCGGUCAUGACGUUAUCUUAUACUGGGUACUGAAAAUCGUUGUCAGUAGCUGCCCUCCUAUGUCCACGUCAUGUCCUCCUAUGUCCACGUCCAGUAGUACAUGUAGUACAUCUGGCAUUAUCUAGUUAUUUCCCUGUAGACCCCAUCCCCUAGACCAAUGCUCCCCUCCAGAUAUUUAUGAUGUGGUUCAUGAAAUACCCCUCCCCAAAUAUUUGAUGUACAUAUAAAUCCAUCCUUAUGGUAAACAAACCCGCUGUUGCUCCAUGGAUAUCGUCAGACGAGGAAGAGAGAAAUACCGUGACCCCCUUCUUGUGCAGUCUUUAUCCCAGAUAGGCCCGUGUCCCUCUCUGUGGGUUUAGGGGAGCGAGGGGACAAUAGCAUUCCCUGCAGUGUGUCCUCUUCACCCCCCCCCCCCCCCCCCCCGCUGAAGCAGCGCUAGACGUUACCUCAGUUUGGAACCGACCCCACAGCUCACUGGGAGCUUUGAGUAGCAGGCUACGGUUGGAUAUUACACCAGACGUGCACACACACACACACACGCAGACAGAGACACAGAGAAACACACACAGAGAAACACACACACACACACACACACACACACACACACACA
Gadus macrocephalus (Pacific cod) is the source of this 6641-nucleotide messenger RNA. RefSeq names its product kinesin family member 1Ab (gene kif1ab). Gene Ontology annotation, biological process: cytoskeleton-dependent intracellular transport; vesicle-mediated transport; microtubule-based movement. Gene Ontology annotation, cellular component: kinesin complex; microtubule; dendrite. Lineage: Eukaryota; Metazoa; Chordata; Actinopteri; Gadiformes; Gadidae. The record is from RefSeq and is a predicted model, not a curated record. Gene Ontology annotation, molecular function: ATP hydrolysis activity; plus-end-directed microtubule motor activity; ATP binding.